Molecule: messenger RNA, 2219 nt
Organism: Bipolaris sorokiniana ND90Pr
Lineage: Eukaryota; Fungi; Ascomycota; Dothideomycetes; Pleosporales; Pleosporaceae
Exons: 5
Coding region: 143-1831 (562 amino acids)
Biological process (GO): prolyl-tRNA aminoacylation
Cellular component (GO): aminoacyl-tRNA synthetase multienzyme complex; cytoplasm
Molecular function (GO): proline-tRNA ligase activity; ATP binding
Source: RefSeq, a predicted model, not a curated record
CGCUGCCCUCACACGAGCCUGCGCCCAAGACCGCCCUUUUCACCUGCCCAAGCUCCUUGAUUGUAGCUGUGACACAUCUCCCUUCUGACACGUCUAAUCCGCUUAUAAAAUAUCCUCUUCGUUCCUCAAUUGCAUACCCAGUAUGGCUGAAGCUACGGCAGCCGACGGCCAGAUGAAGGAUCUUUCCAUUUCUGAGACCAAGAAGAGCAAGAAGGAUGGCAACCCCCAAAAGGCUGCUAAGAAGCCUCAGCAACAAAAGAAGAAGAUUGAGGGAUCAGCGCUCAUCGGUAUCGAUGUCGCAAAAGAAGUUGAUCUUGGAGAAUGGUACCAGCAGGUCAUUACCAAGGGUCAGAUGAUCUCAUACUACGAUGUUGCCGGAUGCUACAUUCUCGAACCCUCCUCGUAUGCCAUCUGGGAGAACAUCAAGUCCUGGUUCGACGCGCAGAUCAAGACACUCAAAGUCAGGAACGCCUACUUCCCAAUCUUCAUCAGCGCAGACAACUUGGAGAGGGAGAAGGAGCACGUUGAGGGUUUUGCUGCCGAAGUAGCCUGGGUCACAAAAGGUGGCAAGUCUGACCUCGAGAAGCCUGUCGCUGUGCGCCCUACCUCCGAGACCGCCAUGUACCCUUACUUCGCUCGCAAGAUCCAGUCCCAUCGCGAUCUACCCCUGAAGCUUAACCAAUGGAACAACGUCGUUCGGUGGGAGUUCAAGCACCCUAUGCCUUUCAUCCGAUCACGCGAGUUCCUCUGGCAAGAAGGUCACACUGCGCAUCUUACAAAAGAGGAGGCUAGCGCAGAGGUUCUGCAAAUCUUGGACUGGUACUCUGACGUCUACCAAAACUUGCUCGCCGUUCCUGUCGUCAAGGGAACCAAGACCGUCAACGAGAAGUUCCCUGGAGCCGACUACACCACAACUAUCGAGGGUUUCAUUCCUGCAACAGGCCGUGGUAUUCAGGCUGCAACUUCCCAUUGCCUAGGACAGCAUUUCUCAAAGAUGUUCAACAUCACAGUCGAGGAUCCUCAUGCGAAGGAGUCUGGCAAGUCAGAGCAUGUCUACGUCUGGCAAAACUCAUGGGGUCUGACUACCCGCUCAAUCGGUGUCAUGAUUCUGACUCACGGUGAUAACCGGGGUUUGGUCAUCCCUCCUCGGGUGGCUGAAAUCCAGGUUGUCGUCAUUCCUGUCGGUGUUACAGCCAAGAUGUCCGCCGAAGACAAGGAGAGCCUUUACAGCAAGGUCAAGAAGAUUUCAGACGACUUGAAAGACGCAGGCGUUCGCGUUGAGACCGACUACCGUGAAGGCUACUCCCCUGGCUGGAAGUUCAACGACUGGGAGCUCAAGGGUAUCCCUCUGCGAAUCGAGUUCGGCCCCAAGGAUGCUGAGAAGGGCAUUGUCACCACCUCGCGCCGCGACAUUGACGACAAGGAUGCUGCACGUGGUACUAUCAACGUCGAUGACCUUACAAAAGAGGUUCCCAAGCUGCUCGAGCAGAUUCAGAAUGAUAUGUUCGAAAAGGCUGACAAGACCUUCCGCAGCCAUCGCGUACAGCUUACUAACUGGGACGACUUCGUUCCCACUCUUAAUGCCAAGAACGUUGUUCUCGUUCCUCACUGUGAGGGUGACAAGUGCGAGGACGAGGUCAAGGCCAAGAGCGCCAGAACAGCGUUGGGUGAUGGUGUCGCUGAGGACAAGCAAGCCCCUGCCAUGGGUGCAAAGAGUUUGUGUAUUCCUUUCGACCAGCCUGAGGGUAUUGAGCCUGGCAAGACCAAGUGCAUCAACCCCACCUGCACGACUCCAGCCAAGCAGUGGAUCUUGUUCGGACGAAGCUACUAGUGGAUCGAUGUUAGUCCGAGUGUUUGUAGCGUCCUUUUCUGUUUGUUUGAGCAUUUGGUGGCAUGGAGUUUGAUGGUACGGUGUUUACAUCAUGGGGAAGGGGGUUGUCGUUGCACUAGCCAUUCUCAAGUUUACAAUGUCCGAUAUGAUUAUAGGCAUAAUGGUCAAAUGUCUGUGUCUUAGUCCAAAACUUUUCCUUGUGUAUGUGUGUUUUCUGGACUUUGGUAAGUGCGUGUUUGACAGCCUGUCAUGAACGUCUUGUGUCACUGUCACCACAGCUUUCGCAUUUUCCUAGUUCGUCCUUUGUGUUGAUGACUCCUAAGCGCCCUUCGUAUUUCCCACUCGAUCGAGUCAUCCAUUAUGUGCCACAAAUCUUUCCAGGUUUUCC